CGAACCGUAAUUUCGGAUCACUGUUGGUUUGUUCCGAACCGAAACCAUAAACAACCGGUUAGUAUGUCUUCCCAAAGGAGCAUCCACUGAGCAGAGCUCGUCUUCCUCUUCUUCACCAUCCGUCCGGCUUCGCCACGAAAAUGUCUAAGAAACGGGGUCUUUCGCUGGAGGAGAAAAGGGAGAAGAUGCUUCAGAUAUUUUACGAGUCACAGGAUUUCUUCCUUCUAAAGGAACUUGAAAAGUUGGGGCCCAGGAAAGGUGUGAUUUCGCAGUCUGUGAAAGAUGUUGUUCAGAGCUUAGUUGAUGACGACCUUGUCUCAAAGGAUAAGAUAGGAACUUCUGUAUACUUUUGGAGCCUUCCCAGCUGUGCAGGAAAUCAGUUAAGGAAUGUGAGCCGUAAACUUGAAGCUGAUCUACAGAGCAGCAAGAAGCGGCUUCAAGAACUAACUGAUCAGCGUCAGACACUAAAGAAGGGACGAGAGGAAUCUGAUGAACGAGAGGAAGCAUUAAGUGAACUGAAAGCAAUCGAACAAAAGCACAAUGAGCUGAAGGAUGAGAUGGAGCAGUAUGCAGACAAUGAUCCAGCUGCCUUUGAAGCAAAGAAGGAAGCAAUAGCAGUUGCCCAUGCUGCAGCUAACCGAUGGACAGAUAACAUUUUUACGCUGCGGCAGUGGUGCUCAAACAAUUUUCCAGAAGCCAAAGAACAGUUAGAACACAUGUACAAGGAGAUUGGGAUAACUGAGGAUUUCGACUAUUUGGAACUGCCAUCUGCUGGUUGAUUCAAUAGUGGAACUCAGCUUGAGACUACUUUUGAUAUCAUUCUUCCCCAUAAUAGAAAUAGCAGACUAAGAGAAUCAAAACAUUCUUGGGCGUGUGAAAUUGUGCUUAAUUUGAGUGUUGUACUCGAUCAAAAGCCAGUCUUGUCAGUGCUCUCGUCGACCUCUUGGUACACGUAAUGUUUGCAUCAUUUCAUAGCAUGUGAGCGGCGCACCCAGCAAAUUGGUCAGGAAUGUGAAGCUGGAUACAUAGUCUCUUCCUAUUUUGACAUCGUAUGGCAGCUAAUGAUGUUUUCAAUCA
This is a messenger RNA of Punica granatum (pomegranate), 1077 nucleotides long. NCBI's taxonomy places the organism in Eukaryota, Viridiplantae, Streptophyta, Magnoliopsida, Myrtales, Lythraceae. The record is from RefSeq and is a predicted model, not a curated record.